This is a messenger RNA of Humulus lupulus (European hop), 573 nucleotides long. RefSeq lists its product as uncharacterized. The transcript has a single exon. Lineage: Eukaryota; Viridiplantae; Streptophyta; Magnoliopsida; Rosales; Cannabaceae. The record is from RefSeq and is a predicted model, not a curated record. Bases 1 to 573 code for a protein of 190 amino acids.
AUGAUCUGGAGGCUGCGCCUGAAGCUGAGUAGGUUGUAUGUUCUGUUGCUGCAGCAUGAUAAGAUUAACUAUGCCAAUGUGGUAUGGUGUAACCUUUCCCUCCCGAAGCAUAGAUUUAUUUUAUGGCAAGCUGUCCUUGGCCACUUGCUUACCCGAGACAAACUUCUGCUUCGCCAUGUUCGUAUUGAGUCUCCUUUAUGCCCAGUUUGUGAGUUAGAGUUGGAGACUCAUGACCAUUUAUUCUUUGAUUGUAUCUACUCUCAACAUAUUAUGCACAAGAUUGAAGAGUGGCUAGGUGUUGCUAUAUGGCCUUCCAAAUAUGGUGAGUGGACUGCGUGGAUGGUUGGGAGGCCAAAAGGUCUGUUACAGCGAGUGUUGGCAGCUGCUCUUGCUGCUACUGUCUAUUUCAUUUGGCUGAACCGAAAUUCUUGCAUCUUUAACUGUUCAGCUAUUUCUAGUACUAGAGUUUAUUUUCUGAUUAAGUCUUGUUUAAAGGCUAGAAUGUUAGGUCUUGCUAGGAAGCAUCUAGGGAAAAAAGAGAAGGCUAUUGUCGAGUGUAUAUGUCAUUUGUAA